AGGCCUUAGCAGAAUUUGAAGAAAGAAUGAAUGAGAACUGGAAAAAGGAACUGGAAAAACACAGGGAAAAAUUGUUAGGUGGAAGCGAAAGUUCAUCAAAGAAAAGAGAGAGAAAGAAAAAGGAAAAGAAGAAAUCUGGUAGGUCUUCAUCCUCUUCUUCAUCAAGCUCUGAUUCUUCCAGCAGUUCUUCAGAUUCGGAAGAUGAGGAUAAGAAACAAGGGAAAAAAAGAAGAAAAAAGAAAUAUCGUUCACAUAGAUCUUCAGAAUGCUCCAUAUCAGAAUCUGAAUCAGAUAGUAAGGACAGCAUUAAGAAAAGAAAGAAAUCAAAAGAUGAACAUGAGAGAGAAAAGGAAAUCAAAAGUCUGAGCAAGAAAAGAAAGAAGAUAAAUUCUGAAGAUAAACCUGUGUCAUCUGAAUCUUUAUCAGAACCAGAUUGUAUAGAAGAGGCACAAGCAAAAAAAAAGAAAAACAGUGAGGAGAGAGAAAAGACCACAGCAAGUAUCACUUUCAUUCUUAAAUGA
Messenger RNA from Trichosurus vulpecula (common brushtail), 521 nucleotides. RefSeq names its product family with sequence similarity 133 member B (gene FAM133B). The record is from RefSeq and is a predicted model, not a curated record. The coding region runs from base 27 to 521 and encodes 164 amino acids. The transcript has 8 exons. NCBI's taxonomy places the organism in Eukaryota, Metazoa, Chordata, Mammalia, Diprotodontia, Phalangeridae.